Molecule: messenger RNA, 968 nt
Organism: Nomascus leucogenys (northern white-cheeked gibbon)
Lineage: Eukaryota; Metazoa; Chordata; Mammalia; Primates; Hylobatidae
Gene: GEMIN7
Product: gem nuclear organelle associated protein 7
Biological process (GO): spliceosomal snRNP assembly
Cellular component (GO): SMN-Sm protein complex
Molecular function (GO): RNA binding
Source: RefSeq, a predicted model, not a curated record
GGCUGUGCUGGCUUCCAAGCCUGCGAGCCAGCCCGCGACCACGUGGGGCAGUGGCGGCGGCGCGGGCGGAACCCUGGCUCCGCGGCUCGCGGCCUGCCCGGGCCUCUGCAGCUGGGGCGCCGGCGGAAGUGGGGGCGCCAGUAGCCGCGGACCUCGCCAAGACAAUGCAAACUCCAGUGACCAUUCCCGUGCCUGUGCUCCGGCUGCCCCGGGGCCCUGAUGGCUUCAGCCGUGGCUUUGCCCCGGAUGGACGCAGAGCCCCCUUGAGGCCAGAGAUUCCUGAAAUCCAGGAGUGUCCCAUAGCUCAAGAAUCCCUGGAAUCCCAGGAGCAGCGGGCCCGAGCCGCCCUUCGGGAGCGUUACCUCCGCAGCCUGCUGGCCAUGGUGGGUCAUCAGGUGAGCUUCACGUUGCACGAGGGUGUGCGUGUGGCCGCCCACUUUGGAGCCACCGACCUGGAUGUGGCCAACUUCUACGUGUCACAGCUGCAGACUCCCAUAGGUGUGCAAGCAGAGGCGCUGCUCCGAUGUAGUGACAUUAUUUCAUAUACCUUCAAGCCAUAAAGAUACUGUGUUCACUUUUCUGCUUGAGGCUAAGCCACUGUAUCCCAGGCCUCCCAAUGUUCCCAAGCCAGGAACUCUGGGCCCCAUGGAGUUAGGAGCUCCCUUGGAAUUUUGAGCCAAGCUUUAAGCAAGUCUGGACUCCUGAGACCUCCUGGGUCUAGUCAGUAAAAUUCUGCAACUCUAGGAAUUCUAAGAUCCCAUUGGAAGGAAUGCUCUACCUCACAGAACUCUGAACCCUACAGAAAUAUGGGCCUGCUGCCAUUUCCUGAAGACCGGGGCAUCGGAGUGGGGUGAUAAAGGAGACAACCUGCACAGGCGGAAGUUAUUAAAGAGACUGCAAAGUUCAGCCACCCUGAAGAUACUCCCCAGUGCUCCCCUCCUGCUAAAGAACCAGUUACCCCAGGAAAA